Pristis pectinata (smalltooth sawfish) is the source of this 5877-nucleotide messenger RNA. It is a transcript of the gene lrrc7, whose product is annotated as leucine rich repeat containing 7. Gene Ontology annotation, molecular function: protein binding. The record is from RefSeq and is a predicted model, not a curated record. Bases 277 to 4629 code for a protein of 1450 amino acids. Gene Ontology annotation, cellular component: postsynaptic density; postsynaptic membrane; adherens junction. Gene Ontology annotation, biological process: neurotransmitter receptor transport postsynaptic membrane to endosome; neurotransmitter receptor transport, endosome to postsynaptic membrane. Lineage: Eukaryota; Metazoa; Chordata; Chondrichthyes; Rhinopristiformes; Pristidae. The transcript has 27 exons.
GAAAAGCCAAUCGUGGAAUGAGUUGGGCAAGACUUCGGUAAAUAAAUUGCGUGAUUGACGGCCUAAUUCCAAUUGAACGUUGAAUCUUUUCCCACGAGCCGCAAGUUUCUCCAAUCCUCGUUGGCAUUUAUAAUGUAUCCUAAGGUGGAUCUUGGAUGCUGCUGCAGUGCUGCUUUGAAACCAGAUUGCCCAUGGCUGAGUGUACUUGGCAAUAGUCCUGGGAAGAAGAGUGCACCCGACGAGUAACCUCAUCCGUCGUGCGUGCAGUGUCUGGAGAUGACAACGAAGAGGAAACUUAUUGGCCGCCUGGUGCCCUGCCGAUGUUUCCGGGGUGAAGAAGAAGUCAUCUCAGUGCUGGAUUAUUCCCACUGCAGCCUUCAACAUGUACCAAAGGAGAUAUUCAAUUUUGAACGAUCUUUGGAAGAACUUUACUUGGAUGCAAAUCAAAUAGAAGAGCUCCCCAAGCAAUUGUUCAACUGCCAAGCCCUCCGCAAACUAAGUGUUCCAGACAAUGAUCUUUCUAAUCUGCCCACCAGCAUUGCCAGCUUGGUGAAUCUAAGAGAACUAGACAUCAGCAAAAAUGGUAUUCAAGAUUUUCCAGAAAAUAUUAAAUGCUGUAAAUACUUAUCAGUCAUUGAAGCCAGUGUUAAUCCCAUUUCCAAACUUCCAGACGGAUUCACCCAACUGUUGAAUUUAAUGCAGCUCUACUUAAAUGAUGCAUUUCUGGAAUUUCUUCCAGCUAAUUUUGGAAGACUUACCAAGCUGCGCAUUCUGGAGCUAAGAGAAAAUCAUCUGAAAACUCUACCAAAGUCAAUGCACAGACUGACACAGAUAGAUCGAUUGGACCUAGGCAGUAAUGAAUUUACAGAACUGCCAGACGUCCUGGAACAGCUACAAAGUCUGAAGGAGCUAUGGAUGGACAAUAACUCAAUACAGACAUUACCUGGGCCUCUCGCAAAGUUGAAACAUCUGACCUACUUGGAUAUGUCGAAGAACAGAAUAGAAACCAUUGAGUCAGAUAUUUCUGGAUGUGAAGGCCUCGAGGACCUCCUGCUUUCAUCCAAUAUGCUGCAACAGCUGCCUGACUCCAUAGGAUUAUUGAAGAAACUAACAACGUUGAAGGUGGAUGACAACCAGCUAAACAUUUUGCCCAACACAAUUGGAGGUCUUUCUGUCUUGGAGGAGUUUGACUGUAGCUGUAAUGAACUCGAGUCACUUCCCCACACUAUUGGAUACUUGCACAGCCUCCGAACCUUUGCCGCUGAUGAAAACUUCCUGGUAGAGUUGCCCAGAGAGAUUGGGAGUUGUAAAAAUGUGACUGUUAUGUCUUUACGGACAAACAAACUGGAGCGAUUGCCUGAAGAGAUUGGACAGAUGCAAAAACUGAAAGUGUUAAAUUUAAGUGAUAACAGGUUGAAGAAUUUGCCAUUCAGUUUUACUAAACUUAAAGAACUGGCAGCGUUGUGGCUAUCUGAUAACCAGUCCAAGGCUCUAAUCCCUCUGCAAACAGAGUCUCAUCCAGAAACAAAACAAAGAGUGCUGACAAACUAUAUGUUUCCUCAGCAGCCACGUAACGAUGAAGUAGAUUUCCCUUCUGACAGUGAUAGCUUCAACCCAACCUUGUGGGAAGAACAAAGGCAACAACGUAUGCAAGUUGCUUUUGAGUUUGAAGAGAAGAAGGAAGAAGAGGAAGCUUCUGGCAAUGUCAAGGCUGAAAUAAAUCUUAAACGCUAUCCUACCCCUUACCCAGAAGACCUGAAAAAUAUGGUGAAGUCUGUUCAGCACUUGGUAGGAAAACAUAAUCAUGAAGGAUCUACUGAAAAUUCGACAGGUGCCACAAGUAUAGAACAUCCUAUAAAAGAAAAAUAUGAACAUAAGUGGCCUGUGUCGACAAAGGAAGCUACACUUGAGAGAUCCUUAGGUGAUUCACCAAAUGAUUUGAGAAUGGGAGAACUGCGACCUGCACUUACUGAAACUCCACUAUUCAAGCCCAAAGUUGUCCUGUUAGGUAAAGAGAAGAAAGAAUCAACAGAUGAAUCAGAGGGAGACAGAAUCAACAACAGUGGCUCCUCAGGCUCGUACUCAGAUUACUCACCUUCCCAAGCAUCUUCAGGUUCUUCUGGAGCACCUAUUAAAGUCAGCACAUUGCAGACUGCAGUGAAAGAUGGUGUAGCAGCUUCUUCGUGGGGAAACAGCAGGUUAACACAAACAUUUCAACAAAACAUUGAAGCAAAACCUUUGCUCAGCCAGAGGGAAACAGCAUCAACAGCAAGUCUACAACAACGUGCUGAAAGGCGCCCAGUAAAUGAUACUUAUUCUGAUAAGUGGAAUGACAACUCACAUUAUGAUAAUACAGGUUUUGUCUCAGAAGAGAGCACUUCAAUCUUAGAUAAUCCCAGUGCCAACCCUUUAAUAAGCACAAAAUCAAGGAGCACAUCUGCCCAGGGGCGUAGGCCUUUAAUGAGACAGGACAGAAUCGUAGGAGUUCCACUGGAAUUAGAACAUGCAGUGCACAGUGUCAGAAAUACACCUGAAACUGAAGUGCCUCCAACAAAUCCUUGGCAAAACUGGACCAGAACACCCAGUCCAUUUGAGGAUAGAACAGCAUUUCCAUCAAAGUUGGAGACGACUCCUUUCAGCAGUCCUAUUCCUGAUAGAAAAGAUUUGGAACAGCCAACACGUGGAAUUACCGAAUUUUCCAGCACAUUUUCAUCAGGUUCUCCAUGGAGUUUUCUCAAUUCUAGAGAAUCUAAUUUAAGUAGAGGUCAUAUGGAUAAAUUCACACACACCUGCAGACCUGAGUCUGCUAAGAGUGCUAUUAUUGUCAGUAAGAGUACAGAGAGACUUGCACCAAUGAUGAGAUCGGUUAAAGCCAGUCAGUUUAAGAAAUCCCAAAGCAUUGAUGAAAUUGACAUUGGGGCCUUCAAGAUUUAUAACAUACCACUGGACAGUUAUGGUUCCAGCUCAGAAAAUCCUGGCAGCAUUGAUAUACCAGAGCAAAUGCCAGCCCAGGAGCAAGGAAUGUCACGCAGCCUUUCUGCUCCAAUGUUGGAUGAAGAUUUAUCAGAAACAUAUGGAAGCAUAAAGAUCUCUCAAAAAAUUCCAAUUACAAAAAAAGUGUACCAUUUUGACCAAAGUUUCAACCCCCAAGGUGCAGUAAAUGUUAAACCUGAGAGACGAGUAACCACCUCUUUUACACAUAAUGUUGACUAUGGUGUCCAGCAAAGCAAGAAUACUUCAAAAGAUAUCAUUAAUCCACGCUCCUUCAGAGGUUAUGAACCUAUGGAACACAUGUAUUCAUUCUCACAGCCUUCAGUAAAUGAUGAACCAAUGAAUCCUCGGUUUUCAACUCAAGGGGACAGGGUUGGAUUCUUAAGAAGGGGUGACUCCCUGGCAACCUCCACAGAAAUGGCAUUGCAUCGAAGAGUUAGUGAAGCUCCAGAGAUCCCCCAAAGUGACAGAUAUGUCAGGACUCACUACAGAGGAGUUUUAGAACAUCAGAACAGUGCAUCAUUGGUUGAGUCACAAUAUCUCAAAAGAAACGGAAGAUAUGAUGAAGACUAUUCAACGUUUCAAGACUUGAAAAAUCAGGGUAGGAAUUUCCAAGAUAAACCUUUGACUCAGAGGAGGCCUUUGUCUGCAAGGAGCUACAGUACUGAAAGCUAUGGGUUUUCCCAAACCAGACCAGUUUCAGCAAGGCCUACCAUGGCAGCUCUGUUAGAGAAGUUACCUUCAGAUUAUAACAUCACUAACUACAGUGAAAAGCCUUCAGAGAGCAAUGAUGUAAGAAUCAGGUCCUCACAGUUGAAAGGCGAUGAGAGCACUGCUAAAAUACCUCUAGACUGGAGACAACAACUGCUCAGGCACAUAGAAGCAAAAAGGUUAGAUAGGACGCCAUCACAACAGAGCAAUGUUCAUGACAGUGAACUGGAAGAUAUAUCUCCAACUAGUCAGUGGAAUUCAUAUGCAUUGGGAAGAAGGGAUGUGCCACCGGAGAACAUGAUAAAAAAGCUUCCUGAAUCUUUGCCUAAUGGGCUGAAUUACCCACAGGCAGGUAGCCACCCUCAUCAAGGGCAAAGUGCAUUAGGGUCUUCACCGCAAAGCUUACAGCAUCGAUCCAGGGAACAGCAGUAUGAAGGAGCUGUGUCGAAGGUGACACUUCAGCAGUAUCAGAAACCUUUGCAGAUUGCCAUUUCAUCAACGCAGAACCUUGCCAGUGCUCGAGCAGCUCAACCCAGCAGAUGUCUAACAAGCGUUAAGCCACAAAAGAGUACAGAAAGCUACCAGGAGCAGUUUUGUGUGAGAAUAGAGAAGAACCCCGGUCUUGGCUUCAGUAUAAGUGGAGGAAUAAGUGGACAAGGGAAUCCAUUCAAGCCAUCUGAUAUGGUUGAUGCCAGCUAUCAAAGGAUGAGCAGAAGUCAGCUACAGAUGGUAAAGGGAAAUGGUGGUAUCUUUGUUACUAGAGUGCAACCUGAUGGACCAGCAUCCAACCUGUUACAGCCUGGAGACAAAAUCCUCAAGGCCAAUGGGCAUAAUUUUAUACAUAUGGAACAUGAGAAGGCAGUCUCACUUCUUAAGAGUUUCCAGAAUACAGUGGAUCUGAUAAUCCAACGUGAGGUUACAACUUAGAAUUUAAUUGAUUUUUCUGUAGAAAAAUGUUUAACCUAUAAGAUUAAAAUCCUUUACUGCAGCUUCCUGUGAAAGGAAAGCCAGGCAAUUUUUUCCAAUUUUUUUUGCCAAUUGCUGGACCAAUGGCAACACUUGUGCCAAACUUAUUACUAAGGUACUUAUCAACCAGUAUUAUAAUGUUUAAUAUUUUAUCUUCACAAAUGUAUCAUUUAUGAAAUUGAUGUUUAUGUGGUGAUUUUUCAGCCUGUCAGCUAGAGGCUGUGAAAUGGCAGGUCAUUUGGUGCAAAUGUUUAUAUAUAUUUAUUACAUAUAUAAUCAUUCAUUUUCUGAGUGGAUUUUUUUUGUUAAGUAUCUGAGCACCAAAAGCACAUAUGCUCUUGAGGAAUUGCACCACCAUUAAACACUGCCUCAAACUUGUACAUGUCCUUUUUUGUAAAAAGCAAAAAUGCAUCAACAAAUGCAAAUGAACUAAGAAAUUUAAAGCUAUUUUCUUAUCAAUAAUUGAAAGAGAAUUUGGACUUGGAGGGUUCAGCAAAUGAUGUUAUCUGUUUCAUAAAAACCAAUCCAAAAAAUAACCAUGAAGUUGGAAAUGUAAGAUGCUUUUAUACACAUCUAUAAAAUGGAGUAAAAGAUUUUUUUAUUGCCUUUCUUUGAAAAAUUCUGAAUAUGGAAGGGAUGUUGGAGCAGAAAUAAAAAAAAGUUUUUAUUUAGAAUACCACCCCAAUGUUUAUUUCAAAAAUAACAUUGAUGAAAUGUUUUUAAAACUCAAAGCACAUCAGUACAAUAUUCAUAAGCAGCCAAAUUACCCAUCAGAUGUUUGGUCCCUUUUAAAAUUUAAGAGAAAGAAUUGAAUUUAAUCUGCAUGUGCAAUAUGCAUUUGUUCAUAUUCUGAUACUCCUUUCAUUUCCCUUGUUGUCAUAUUGCACAGCCCUGCACCAGUACCAGAAAAGGUACCCCUAAGUGUGUUCAUUUCUAACCACAACAUAACCAAAAGGUUGCAACUGCCCUUCAACAAAUCUGUUCAUUUUGAGGGAAGAAUGAAGGUCUGCAAACUCUCAGGUUGUCUCAUUUCACCUGUCACAUGUGGUUGAAUUUAACAAGCCACAUAUAAAUGAUGCUGUCCAUAUAGAGUUAACUAGAAUCAUUCUGGGCUCUUUAGACAAGAGCAGCCAAUGAUGCAGACAAUAUUUUUAUAUAGAGCAGGGAUAUUGGCAUUUAGGUUAAUAUGCAAGGUUCAUUUUACUACAA